CGGAAGCCGCACUUAAUGUUUCUUCAAGUGCGUCAGGCGCUAACCCGCCUAUAGAGCUAUCAUUUAUAGCCACGGAUAUACACCAGCAUGCAUGUAAAAAUGCCUGAUGUCAGUGUUUUGGUCAUAUUGACCGUUGGAAUAUUAUUUCCAGGAAUUUAUAGCGAAGAGACGAUAUAUAAAAAGCCAGAGAUUCAUUCGCUACACAUUCAUUCUGACAUCAGAUAUCGAUAUGCCACGACAACGGUGACAAGUCGAAUAAAAAAUGUCGACUCAAAAUCAAGAGAAGCUAAUUUUGAUGUAACGCUUCCAAAUGAGGCUUUCAUCACGAAUAUGACACUAGAGAUAGAUGGCAAAAUUAUCGUCGGGGAGAUCAAAGAGAAAGAAACUGCUAAGAAACAAUACCAGGCGGCCCAACAACGCGGAGAAAGUGCAGGAUAUAUUGGAACGAGACACCGCGAGACAAACAGAUUUAACUUGGCAGUAACUGUAGCUUCACAGAGUAAAGUGUCAUUUAACCUCACAUACCAAGAAUUGUUGAAGAGAAAACAUGGCUAUUACGAGCAGGUAAUUUAUAUUGAUCCUGGUCAACCGGUCCCAAAUAUGGACAUAAAUGUCGUCAUUGAAGAAUCACGGAAGAUAACAGACCUUAGAGUUCCUCCCCUAAGAAAUGACGUCAUGGCAGAUAUCAACGACUUGAGUACUAUAACAAAAAUAUCUCAGCCAACUCCAACAACAGCGCACGUGAACUUUGCUCCAAGUAUUGAGUUCCAAACUGCACAGUCAGUUAGUGGAAUGGCCGGUCAGUUUGUUCUGCAGUAUGACGUCGAGAGGGAGAAGGACGUAGGGGAUUUAUUGGUGGUCAAUGGCUAUUUUGUGCAUUUCUUUGCACCGGAAGGGUUCAGACCAAUUCCAAAAGAUGUGUUAUUUAUCCUUGACACAAGUGGAUCAAUGACGGGGACAAAAUUAAAUCAGUUGAAACAAGCGAUGAAAUCUAUCCUGACUCAAUUGAAUGAAGGAGACCGGAUGAACAUUAUGGCGUUUUCAGGUUCAACCUCGUUCUGGAAGACAAAAAUGGUUGACGUUAUACAAGAUGACAUUAUGCAACAAGCGGUCACGUAUAUAGACUCUCUAAAGGCUGCCGGCUGGACGAAUAUAGAAUUGGCAUUGACAGCAGGUGUAGCAUUUUUAAAUGACCGCAGCCACGUACAGAACACUGUCAGGUCUCCGGUUAUAGUAUUCCUUACUGAUGGGGAAGCAACAAGUGGCGUUACCAACACUGACACAAUUUUAAUGAAUCUACGUAAAGUAAACGAGUUAGAAAUUCCAGUGUUUUCAUUGGCAUUUGGUGAAAAUGCUGACUACGAUAUUGUAAAGAAGAUUUCUAUCCAGAAUAAUGGCCUUGGUAGAAAGAUUUACGAAGCUUCGGAUGCAGCUAUGCAAAUUGAAGGGUUUUACAAAGAAAUUUCCGUGACACUGUUAAACAAUAUAACAUUCCAAUAUCUUGAUGCUCCUGUUGCUAACGUAACGCAGCACGAGUUUACAAAUUAUUUCAAUGGUACGGAAGUUGUUAUCUGUGGUCAAUUGAAUGAAGUUGAUGGUAAUAAUACGAACAACGCCCUUACGUUACAAGUCAGGUGCAACAGUGUUGAUGGACCUGGUUUGGUCUUAUCUGGUGCACUUAGUGACCUACUGAUAGACAUGGACAAUAAAGAUAAAACUGAACAUACUGGCAUUUUUGAAGAAAUAACAGAAAAGGUAUGGGCAUACUUAACAAUCAAACAGCUGCUGGACAAAGAACUUGCAACAUCAGAUACGGAGGAGAAACAGGGCUAUAAAAGACAAAUACUUGAUUUGUCUAUAAAGUACGGAUUUGUGACACCAUUGACAGCUAUGGUUGUGACAUUACCAGAAACAACAAAAACAACAAUUAUGGAUGAUAAUGUGAAUAUAAUGGAACAUAAAAGGAGACGCCAACCCCUACCGAGACCAGUUAAACGCAUUUUGCAUGACCCGGUUCAACCAGCUAUCAUGUCUAAAGGGUUCUCAAGCGGAGAGAUGGUUCCAAGCAACAGUUUUCAACAUUAUGACGGUAUGUAAAGGAACCAGAAUGUUAAGUGUAAUAAUUAAGGUCAGAUCUGUGUUUAUUAUCACACUUCACACGACUUCUUUCUGCGGUAGUAGAUCCCCCUCUCUCAACCUCAAUGUGUUAUGUUUGGAACAUUACCUGGUGAAUAGCAAGUAGAUGAUUCCUAUUGAAUUUGAGAACAUUAGGUCAAAGGUCAAGGUCACAGUGAUACUCAAUGUAUAAGCCUUAAAUGAUCGAUAUGUUCGGUAGAUGACACCUAUAUUUAAGUCACAGUUACACUUAAUGUGAAAUAUUUGUCUCAUGAAAUAACCUAGGUCAAAGGUUUUUAAAUGUUGUAUAAUAUUAUUUUUUAUAUAUUUUUGUAUAUUAUUGAUUUAACACUUGACCUUUAUGAAAUACGAAAAAGUACGUA
Molecule: messenger RNA, 2498 nt
Organism: Ruditapes philippinarum (Manila clam)
Lineage: Eukaryota; Metazoa; Mollusca; Bivalvia; Venerida; Veneridae
Product: inter-alpha-trypsin inhibitor heavy chain H3-like
Exons: 12
Coding region: 88-2097 (669 amino acids)
Source: RefSeq, a predicted model, not a curated record